CACUUCCGGUCGGCCGGAUGGCGUAAACACAGAGAAUAGGAACAUUAGCUGGGAGCUCUACGGCUUCGGUGCUCUAAAGGAUGGAGCCAAGGCUCUCAAAUAGGUCUUAUAAUCGUGUCCAGUGGCUUUGCAGCUUUGCCAUAUGCGCCAUCAUAGGUACAUAUCCAGUUGCUUCUAUAGAAGUGUACACUCUCAGUGAGGUGUUUGUAGAAAAUGGAACUACUGGAAUACUUAAAUGUACUUUCAAAUCGAAUCAAGUGAUCAGCAGUCAAGCAUCAGUGUCCUGGUCUUUCAUCCCAGAGGGCUCUUUGGAUUCUACUGGUGAAUCUAUUUUUCACUAUGCUGGUGGUAAAGGGUUCCCAGGCAGCACUCAGUUUAAGAGCAGAGUUGAAUGGGCAGGGGACCUGAACAAAAAGGAUGGUUCCAUCCGUGUCAGUAAGAUGCAGUUCCAAGACAAUGGCACUUACACAUGCGACGUGAAGAACCCUCCUGAUAUAUCAGGCAAACCUUCACUCACUAAACUUAGAGUUGUGAAGAAAGAGUCCCUGCCUCAGACGAGCCCUGCAGUGAUUGUGGGCGGUGUCAUCGGCGCAAUAAUUGGUGUCAUCAUCAUCGCCGUAGUGGCAUAUCUGUUAAUAAGAGUAAUGAGGUCCACCCGCGACUACGAAGGCUGCACCUCCAUAGAGAGUGUAAGCACACAGGCAGCUCGGCCGGGAAAGAAAGCUGAGUCAAGCACAGAGGGCUCACGCUGUAGCAGCCCCUCGGCUCCAGUACAGGGCCCGGUGAUAUAUGCUCAGCUCGAUCACUCUGGCAGUAAGAGCUCCUUCCACAAGAUGGAGCCUGUGGUAUAUGCUGACAUCCGUAAGAACUAGAAUGAAAGCAAGAGAACAAACAGUAGUACUCAUUCUUCAUGCAACAAUACAAUUUUUAAAUGUC
Molecule: messenger RNA, 936 nt
Organism: Silurus meridionalis
Lineage: Eukaryota; Metazoa; Chordata; Actinopteri; Siluriformes; Siluridae
Gene: mpzl1l
Product: myelin protein zero-like 1 like
Exons: 6
Coding region: 81-872 (263 amino acids)
Cellular component (GO): focal adhesion; membrane; cell surface
Source: RefSeq, a predicted model, not a curated record